This is a messenger RNA of Aspergillus oryzae RIB40, 339 nucleotides long. RefSeq lists its product as uncharacterized. Bases 1 to 339 code for a protein of 112 amino acids. The record is from RefSeq and is a predicted model, not a curated record. Lineage: Eukaryota; Fungi; Ascomycota; Eurotiomycetes; Eurotiales; Aspergillaceae. The transcript is spliced from 5 exons.
AUGAGCCUAUAUGCCGCAGGCGACCCAAAGCGAACGCCGAAGGCUCUAAUAUUCCUCCCUGUGGCGGGAGUUUUCUACCUCAGCGUACCUUUCUGGUUUGAUAGAAAGAAACCUGUCCGACAAAAGUCAUUCGCCAUUAUUUGGAUCGGACGCGGAAGAAGUUUGGGGGGAGAUCCUGAACGCUUGCCGGCCUACAUCGGAAGUGUCAAAUGGGAAAUAAAGGAAACAGCCGAUGCCACUGCGACCUUCUUCAACGCCCAUCGUGAACGGAGCAUUCCUCAAGGUACACUACCGACGUUCCAUGUGCAGGAGAAACACAACCAUAUCAGUCGUGUGUAG